CAUGCGCGUGUGUGAUUGGACAACUGACAGUUCGUCCAAGGUAAUCAUAUGGACGAAAACGAAAACGAAUCAAACCAAUAGUUUGUAUAGGAUUUGCAGUAUCUUUGAUCCCUUAAAAUCGGGCAGCAUAGUUAAAAUAAGUUCCUUAAUUCAAACAACCGUAGUCUUAACAACUGGAGAGGAUUGUCAGAGAGGCUUUGCUCAGGAUUAAAUCCCAAUCAUCUUCCACUGCUCCACCUAAGCCACGAACUAACUAGUCAUGGGUAUUUGCACAUCUUGCUGUAAACAAUCUUCGUCGUACGAAGAUCUGACACCAGAUCCGGAGGUGCGCCGUCGUCAACAGGUUGAGGCAGCCGAAAAGCGAAUAGCUGAACAGGAGUCAAGAGGCAUAGGCAACGUUGACACCGUCAAGAGGCAGCAGCAGAGAGCCGCGGAAAUAGCCAAACGCCAGGCCGAGGCUAGUACCGUUGAUCAACAGACUGGACUGAAAUGGCAAGUGAAUUGAGGUACGGAGCAGCUUUUAUAAGGACCAGGUGAAGGUGUGCAUUUUCAAUCACAUGUCUGAAUUACUACUUUACACAUUGUGAUAUACUUAUACAUAUAAUAUAUAUAUAUAUAUAUAUAUAUAUAUACACUUACAGAUAUACCAAUUAUACAUACAUAUACAAUAUAUUUAUAAUAUACCAGUGAAAAACUUUACUUAUUCUAAGAUUGGAUCACUUUACACAGUAUUGGUAGUAUGGUUUUUCCACACGUUUUUCAUGUUGUACAUACAAUUUAUACAUAUAAAUUUAUUGAAUGUUACCCUAAAUAAGUUUAAGCGAUGAAAAUGAUCGUUAAAUUGAUGUACAUACUUUCAUAAGGAAUGGAUUAGGUUUUAUUAUUAAUUCCUAAUUAGGUACAUAUACACUCUGUUGUCAAUUUCAAUUCUUAUACUGUUCGAUUAAUAUAAUGUUCAACUCUUAUUUCUACUUUUAAUUUAUCUAAUGCCUAUUGACACUAGAAAUUCUCACUGUUUUACUAAUCCAGCGUCGCAUUAUAGACUCCGGCGGUCUCUGGUAGGCUAAUUUGGAACUGUAGCAAGACGACAAGAUAGGUCACCAUAGUACCUAAGAGCUAUCAAAAGACUUGUAAAAAUU
Molecule: messenger RNA, 1139 nt
Organism: Diprion similis
Lineage: Eukaryota; Metazoa; Arthropoda; Insecta; Hymenoptera; Diprionidae
Gene: Svip
Product: small VCP/p97-interacting protein
Exons: 3
Coding region: 260-505 (81 amino acids)
Biological process (GO): positive regulation of autophagy; negative regulation of retrograde protein transport, ER to cytosol; negative regulation of VCP-NPL4-UFD1 AAA ATPase complex assembly
Cellular component (GO): endoplasmic reticulum membrane
Source: RefSeq, a predicted model, not a curated record